Schizophyllum commune H4-8 is the source of this 465-nucleotide messenger RNA. RefSeq lists its product as uncharacterized. NCBI's taxonomy places the organism in Eukaryota, Fungi, Basidiomycota, Agaricomycetes, Agaricales, Schizophyllaceae. The record is from RefSeq and is a predicted model, not a curated record. The coding region runs from base 39 to 395 and encodes 118 amino acids. The transcript has 2 exons. Gene Ontology annotation, molecular function: protein binding.
CGCCCCUCCAUCUGGCUGUGAUCCGCAAUGAUCCCCAUAUGAUCAAUUGCCUCGUACAUCGAGGGGCAUCUCUCGAGGCGAGAAACGAGGACGGAUGGACGCCAUUGUUUCUUGCGGUUAUAUACAGCAGGGAGCGUGCUGUGGCGAUGCUGCUGACUACGGGAGCCGACCCAAAGACACGCGCAAAUGAUGGGGUGACACUGUUGGGUGCGGUUGGCAGAAGUCUCUCCGAGAGACUGAAACGAGGAAGGGAGAUCGCGGGGGAGGUUGAAAGGGACAGUCGCAUUCGGAUCUCGCUUGUACGAGCAGGCUCGACAGAGGGAACUGGAAGAAAUCCGUCGGGCGAUGCAUGGCUUUCGCGUUCCCUACCGAAUGCACUAUGCCCAGGCUUCUGAUAAUUUGGUAGAGUCAACAUAUGGUCCGCGUGAGAAGCCUGUCACUCGCCUUGUUUACAGCCAGUUCGCC